AUGCACACUGGUAUCUGAGACACAUUUUAGCUUGAUAUAAACUCUGGCGUUCAAAGCUCCGGAGGAUGCCUCGGUAUGAGCUGUAUAUGGUCCUGAAGGCGAUGCAGAGGCCGGAGACCGCGGCUGUUUUGCGGCGCACGGUGGAGACUUUGUUCGAGCGCGGCGCGGUGGUCCGGAGCCUGGAGAACCUCGGUGAACGCAAACUACCGUACAAGAUCUCCAAACACGACUCUCGGCAAUCACACGGCGGAUAUUUCUCCAUUGACUUCCACGCGUCGCCGAACAUAGUCAGCGGGCUGUUGAAUCACCUUGAACGGGACGUUGACGUGCUGCGUCCGACGGUAGUAAAGAAAGACACGGAGCUCCCCAAAGGACAGUGCUGUGGAGUAGCUCGAGAAGUGAAAGCAAAGAUGGCCAGUUAAAUGGCUGUGAAGAUCGCCUCAUCUCCUGGAUUUUGUGAAGGGAUUUUUGCAGCAGGACGAGCUAGUAAACGCCAGCAUCCAUUAUACAGUUUUGGAGAAGUGGAUUUACGUCAGCUAAUCAUGUCAUGCGUGUUUUUGUUUAGAAACUGUGUAUAUAUAUGAUCUCUUGGCAGGAUUUUUUUCAUUGAGUAUUUAAUUUCAGUGUAACAAUAUUUGAUUCACAAUUUCAUGCUCUGAAUUAAUUAAUAAAAAAAUAUUUAAACCA
Molecule: messenger RNA, 687 nt
Organism: Danio rerio (zebrafish)
Lineage: Eukaryota; Metazoa; Chordata; Actinopteri; Cypriniformes; Danionidae
Gene: mrps6
Product: mitochondrial ribosomal protein S6
Biological process (GO): translation
Cellular component (GO): ribosome; cytoplasm
Molecular function (GO): rRNA binding; structural constituent of ribosome
Source: RefSeq, marked provisional